AGGCGCCGCGCCGCGCAGACGCCAAAAAACAAGCGAGCAGGGCUGUGCACCAUAACCUCAAAAUUUUUGAAGCGUUUACUUAGUGGUAAACAAAACUUGUAACCACGGAAAGUUACGUAGUUACGCCGACUUGAAAUGAUUUGAGAUGUCUGAAGGGAAAAUGGGGAAAGCUGAAGAGAUUCUAAGUGGAUUUCAAGUACAUUGGGCCAAACUCAUAGACGUUGACAGUGAAAAGGUUCUUUGGCACGGAAGUGGUGACUUUUCGAAUCCAGAUAUUGAACAUGAGGCAAAAGUACCUAAGGAAAUAUUGCAAAGCCGUGUUGUCAGGAGAGAAAUUUGCUUCUCAUCAGCCGAACCCAUCAAUAAAUUCCGUUUAGAGCACAGAUUGCUAUUCAAGGGCCGAGCUUUAGAAGAGUGGUAUUUUGAAUAUGGCUUUGUCACACCCAAUUCAACUAACACAUGGCAUUCAAAUAUUGACGCAGCUCCUGAAUCACAACUUAUGCCAGCAUCAGUAUUGAAUGGCAACGUUGUCAUUGAGACCAAGUAUUUUUCUGAAGAUUUACAUCUUUCUACGUCAUCAAUUCGCCUAUUUUAUGUUUAAGCGGCAAAACUCUGACCAUACAAAUUUUAUUUAGACAUUGAUCACAUUCAAUAAACAUUGAUUUAGCUCAAA
Thrips palmi is the source of this 673-nucleotide messenger RNA. RefSeq names its product retinal rod rhodopsin-sensitive cGMP 3',5'-cyclic phosphodiesterase subunit delta-like. Gene Ontology annotation, cellular component: cytoplasm. NCBI's taxonomy places the organism in Eukaryota, Metazoa, Arthropoda, Insecta, Thysanoptera, Thripidae. The record is from RefSeq and is a predicted model, not a curated record. Bases 146 to 601 code for a protein of 151 amino acids. The transcript has 5 exons.